UUGUAUUUCGUAUCUACUGCGCAUUCUCCAUUCUUCGUAUCGGGAUGAGCUUUGCGUUUGCCUUCUUUCACAAUCUUUCACCACAUAUUUAUAUCAGUGAUAUUCAUUAUCAUAAGUAAACAUCAACACGUUGAGCAUUCGUAUUCUACAUUUAACUUUCGUUGAGAGGAGUCGAUCUGUGGUGUUCAUUCUAAGUUUUGGUCAAUCUAAUUACCAUUAUGGCUAAGGACAACCUAACUGCCGUUCUGUACGGAGUAGAGGACUUAAGAUUGGAGCAACGACCCAUUCCAACGCCGAAGGAUAAUGAGGUACUCCUGGAAAUGGAUUCUGUCGGUAUCUGCGGUUCGGACGUGCAUUAUCUGGCCAAAGGACGAUGUGGGGACUUUGUGGUGCAAAAACCAAUGGUGAUUGGUCACGAAGCUUCGGGUAUUGUUUCUAAGGUUGGUUCCAAGGUUAAACACCUUAAGGCUGGUGAUCGGGUGGCGAUCGAGCCCGGUUAUGGAUGCAGGGUGUGUGACUUUUGCAAGAGUGGUCGCUACAACCUGUGCGACGAAAUGAUCUUCUGUGCAACACCACCGUACGACGGAAAUCUUACACGCUUCUAUACCCACCCCGCUGACUUCUGCUUUAAACUACCAUCCCAUGUGACUAUGGAAGAAGGGGCGUUGCUGGAACCUUUAUCUGUUGGAGUGCACGCAUGUCGCCGGGCUGGUAUUGGCUUGGGUUCAGAAGUUCUGAUUCUUGGCGCUGGACCGAUCGGCUUGGUAACACUCAUUACAGCGAAAUCAAUGGGAGCCGGUAAAAUCGUUGUGACGGAUCUACUCCAGAAUCGUUUAGAUGUGGCCAAGGAACUGGGAGCCGAUGGGACUUUGGUAGUUGAGAUUGGGGCUAAAGAGCAAGAAGUGGUGAAAAAGGUUCAUGAUUUAUUCGGUGGAGCACCGGACAAAACUAUUGAUUGCAGUGGAGCCGAAGCUACAUCGAGACUGUCAAUUUUAGCCACCCGAUCUGGCGGAUGUGCCGUUCUAGUUGGUAUGGGUGCAUCUGAAGUCAAGCUUCCACUAGCAAAUGCAUUAGCACGUGAGGUCGACAUUCGAGGCGUUUUCCGUUAUUGCAACGACUACCCAGCAGCAUUGAGUCUCGUGGCGAGUGGCAAAAUAAACGUGAAACGAUUGAUAACCCAUCACUUCAAUAUUGAGGAAACGGCUGAGGCUUUUAAUACAUCGCGACAUGGCCUUGGUGGCGCCAUCAAGGUUAUGAUUCACGUGCAGCCUAAGGACAAGAACAACUAAAAGAUAAUAGAAGGAACAACAUUAUAUUAAAUGCAGUUAUUAUUUAAGUAUUCCAUAAAGCUUCAUUCACAAUUAAAUGAGAAUAUAGGAUGUAAAGACCCAA
Armigeres subalbatus is the source of this 1392-nucleotide messenger RNA. RefSeq names its product sorbitol dehydrogenase-like. The transcript has 5 exons. NCBI's taxonomy places the organism in Eukaryota, Metazoa, Arthropoda, Insecta, Diptera, Culicidae. The coding region runs from base 219 to 1289 and encodes 356 amino acids. The record is from RefSeq and is a predicted model, not a curated record. Gene Ontology annotation, molecular function: zinc ion binding; L-iditol 2-dehydrogenase (NAD+) activity. Gene Ontology annotation, biological process: D-sorbitol catabolic process.